Molecule: messenger RNA, 2482 nt
Organism: Anopheles coustani
Lineage: Eukaryota; Metazoa; Arthropoda; Insecta; Diptera; Culicidae
Gene: Sec6
Product: exocyst complex component 3
Exons: 2
Coding region: 80-2293 (737 amino acids)
Biological process (GO): exocyst localization; exocytosis
Cellular component (GO): exocyst
Molecular function (GO): SNARE binding
Source: RefSeq, a predicted model, not a curated record
GCAAAUAGUUCAGCGGAUCAACAAAGUGUGAACCUUUUAAACAAAUUAGUGAAAAAAUACGAUAGAAGAUCCGCUCGGGAUGGAUCUUGAACAAAUCCAUCAGGAAGCGCGCCAGGCGGCUUUGAACGAGGUGAAGAACAUGCUCCAGCGCUCCAACCAGAUGGAAAAGGUAGAUCAGUAUCGUCGACGCAUCUACCGUAAGAACCUUUCCAUGGACGCCCAAUUGAAGACGUGCAUGCAAAACCAAACCGACGACGUAAAGAUAGGCGUAAAAAAGCUCCAAACUGCGCUGGAUCAAAUCCAGGAGAUUGGUGAUAGGAUGAAAAAUGCGUUCGCGAUGCUCGCGGAUGUUCCGGAAAUCUACGAUACGCUCGAGAGUGUCCGUGAUGAAAACGCCAAGCAUUCGCAGUACAUGACGGCGAUGGAAAAUUUGAAGCACAUCUUUACCGUGCAAUCGAGUGUUGAUAAGGCGAUGCAGUGGAUCGAGGAGGACAAGCUGUUGCACGCCCACCAGUGUCUGUCGGAUCUGGAAAACUCGCGCGAUGAUCUGCUGUACGAGCUGCACAAGCUACCGAAGCAAAACGCCCACGACAAGAUCACACUCAAGCGGUACUUUGAAAAGGUGGAAACCGUUUCGGUGACGCUGGAAAAGAAGAUUCGUCUGGUGCUGCAGCGUACGCUGAAUACGGUGCGCAAGGAACCGACCGUCAUCGUGACGGCCCUUCGCAUCAUCGAGCGGGAAGAGAAGUCGGAUGCGUUCGCAUUGCAGCAGCAGAAGAAUACGGGAUUCAUUGCACCCGGGCGUCCGAAGCGAUGGCGUCAAAAGGCACUGGACGUACUGAACGAAGCGGUCGUACAGCGCAUCGAGGGAUCGAAGCUGGAAGAACGGUCCGACAAUAAAAUGUGGUUAGUGCGAGACCUGGAGCUCACCAGACAGUUUCUGCUGGAAGAUUUGCGUGUCGUGAAAUCACUGUGCGUUCCCUGCUUCCCGCCACACUACAACAUCCUGAACGAAUAUGUUAAAAUGUACCACAAUGCAAUGGCAAAAUAUCUUGAAGAACUUAUUCAAACGGGCCUCGAAGGCAAUGAAUACAUAACCAUUCUUUCAUGGAUAAUGAACACAUAUCCUGGUCGUGAGCUUAUGCAACACCCGGAACUGCAGAUCGAUUUAUCCGAUGUUGGUCCGCUGGUGAGCAAAGAUCGUUUGCUAGAAAUGGAAACCGCUUACCUUCGCACGAUGGAACGCAACUAUCAGGAGUGGAUGACUAAAACGUUGGAGACGGAGAAAGCGGACUGGAUCAACGGGGUCGAGAUGGAUUCGAGCGAUCAGUACUACCACACGUCUGCUCCGAUGAUCAUCUACCAGAUGAUCGAUCAGAAUCUGCAGGUCACCAACACGACCCAUUCCGAUUUAACAUUUAACGCGCUCAUCCUGAGCAUCCAGCAGAUGACCAAGUACGGGCACAUUUAUCGGACGGCGAUAAUCGAGUACAAGGAACGUCACUUCCGCGAUCGUAGUCAGGCACCGUUCUUCACGCAGCACAUCAUAACGAUUGUGAACAAUUGCCAGCAGAUGAUCGAGAUUGCCCAGCAACUGAAGCAGUUGUACUGGCCGAAAUCAAAGACUCAGCAUUACGAGGAGUUUGAGAAGCUGGUUAAAACCUAUCAAACACUCCGCGACGAGACGGGACUGUUCCUGCUCGAGGAAGCGUUCCUCGAUCUUGAGGGCCAUUUCAAUAAACUGUUUACCGCCGAUUGGACCGCAUCAUCCGUGUCGGUCGAUACGAUAUGUGUGACGCUCGAGGACUACUUCCAGGACUAUAACCACCUGCGAGCGGCCAACUUUGAGUACGUGAUCGGUGAGGCGCAGAAGAUGGUCGCAAAGCGAUACAUAAAGGCGAUGCUCUCGAAGCGGUUGAACAAAACUCGCGCCGAAUGUGAGGUCCUCGGGAAGAAGAUCGCCAGAGAGGCCAAACAAAUUAAGGUGUUCUUUGAAAAGGUGGCACCGAAUGUGGCGAAAAGUGAUUCCCCAAUUGAUGUGAUUUCCAACUUGGCUGGACUGCUUAACUCGGACGCGGAAAUGUUGGUGCUGGAUCUGCACUCGCUGCUUUCCUCUUAUCCUUCGAUAACCGAGGAUCAGCUGGUGCGCUUGUUCUACAUGAGAAACGAUUUUAAGAGUAGCGAAGUGAAGGAAAAAGUGCAGGAUGCGCUGGCUUCGCGCAAAUCUACCAUAAGCCACGACAAGCAGGAUGCAAUCUUCAAGGAAAUAGUAUUCUCAGAUAAGUUGUGGUAGGAUAAGCAAUUAUCUCUAAUUUGUAAUAGCAAAAGGGAACCUAACAAAUAUAAAAUAUAUAUUUAAAAGAGUAAUGCAUGCGGCGGGAGUUUUAAAAACGGGAGUUGGAAUAUUUCAUCGGAUUAGCCAUGAUACUCCAAAUGGCAGUACCUAGGUAUGAAGUUCUCGUUCCUUUAACCCACGCAAUUU